GGAGGGAAGAAAGAAGCGAUCGGUACCGCGCGCGGCAGGCGGAGUCCGCGGCGGGGAGGGGAGGGGUCGGGUCCCGAUCGCUGCCCCCACCCCUCCCUCCGCACCCGCACCGGCCGGACCGCCCUUCCGUGCCGUGCCUCCUGCCGGACCUGCCUGCGGGUUGAGACCUUGGGCCCGCGAGGAUUCACAAGCCACGGUUUGAAAACAGUCGGGUUAAGUACCGAAUGCAGGAUCUUUAGUAGCAGGAUGGAAGAACUCUAACUGAAGGAGAAACAGGCAAGACGCCCUCUCAGCAUGGAGACUGUUCCGGUUGAUGGGGAACUAGAUAGAAUUUCACAGUGGUAACAAACAGCGAUGAAUCUCAGCUUUUAACUCCAGGAAAAAUGAGCCAGCGCCAGGGGAAAGAAGCCCAUUUUACUCCAACCAAAGAGUUACUCCAGCCAUCUCUCAGCCCAGGAACUGCUCACAGCCAUGAAUGUGAGGUAGAAGGCUGUUACUGCAACACUCUUGUUCCAACCAGCUAAUGCUAACCAGCUUUCACAGAGAACAUAAUCCUUACACAAACAUCUUAACUCAUGAAGGAAGAGGGUCCAGUGCGACGUAGGUUUUCUUCAUGUGCUGGGAUUUCAUCUGUGUUUUCUCCAAGAUCUGAUGGCCGAAAGCUUGUACGGAAUGCUUCAUUUGGAGGAUAUAACGAACUGUCUCCUACUUUACCAGGUUUUGAAAAAGGGAAGGACGAUGUGUCACAAAGCAAAGAGGAUACAGCACAUUCUAUGUCAAAAAGCAAGUCUGAAUCCAAGCUUUUCAAUGGCUCUGAAAAGGACAUCUCUUUAUCUUCAAGCAAGCUUACAAAAAAAGAAUCUCUCAAGGUUCAAAAGAAAAAUUACAGAGAAGAAAAGAAGAGAGCUACAAAAGAAUUACUUAGCACUAUCACAGACCCAUCAGUUAUUGUUAUGGCUGACUGGUUGAAGAUUCGUGGUACCUUGAAAAGCUGGACCAAACUGUGGUGUGUACUGAAACCAGGAGUGUUGCUUGUUUACAAAACCCCCAAAAAUGGCCAGUGGGUAGGAACAGUGCUCCUGAACGCUUGUGAACUCAUUGAGAGGCCUUCUAAAAAAGAUGGCUUUUGUUUCAAACUCUUUCAUCCUUUGGAGCAGUCCAUAUGGGCUAUAAAGGGUCCCAAAGGCGAAGCAGUUGGUUCUAUAACUCAGCCAUUGCCCAGCAGUUAUUUGAUCAUCCGAGCUGCUUCAGAAUCAGAUGGCAGGUGUUGGAUGGAUGCUUUGGAGCUGGCACUGAAAUGUUCAAGUCUGCUUAAACGUACAAUGAUUAGAGAAGGUAAAGAACACGAUUCAGCAGACACUACUCAUGUGUCUCUCUAUGGUCUGCUUCGUGCUAACAACUUGCACAGUGGAGAAAACUUACCGUUAAAUGACAGUGAAAUUGAAAGGCAUCACUUUAAAGAUCAAGAUAUGUACUCUGACAAAUCUGAUAAGGAAAAUGACCAUGACCACGAGGAAUCUGACAAUGAUGGAUUGGGGAAAAGCGAAGAAAGCGAUAGCGACACAUCGGAGCGACAGGAUGAUUCUUACAUCGAUCCAGAGCCACUUGAUAUCAAAGAAACUACUUAUUUAGAACAGAGUCAUGAAGAACUCGGGGAGGCAGGGGAGGCUGCUCAGACAGAAGUAGUGUCAGAAGAAAACAAAAGUCUGAUCUGGACACUGCUGAAGCAAGUCCGGCCAGGAAUGGACUUGUCCAAGGUUGUACUGCCUACGUUUAUCUUGGAACCUCGUUCUUUCCUGGACAAGCUGUCUGAUUACUACUACCAUGCAGACUUUCUGUCUGAAGCUGCUCUCGAAGAGAAUGCUUACAACCGCAUGAAAAAAGUAGUGAAGUGGUAUUUGUCAGGAUUCUACAAAAAGCCAAAGGGACUAAAAAAGCCGUACAAUCCCAUACUUGGUGAGACUUUCCGCUGCAUGUGGAUUCAUCCAAGGACGAAUAGCAAGACUUUUUACAUUGCAGAACAGGUAUCACAUCAUCCUCCAAUAUCUGCCUUCUAUGUUAGCAACCGCAAGGAUGGUUUUUGCCUUAGUGGUAGCAUUCUGGCCAAAUCAAAAUUCUAUGGGAAUUCAUUAUCUGCGAUCCUAGAUGGAGAAGGACGGCUAACAUUCCUAAACAGGGGAGAAGAUUAUGUAAUGACAAUGCCAUAUGCUCACUGUAAAGGAAUUCUUUAUGGCACAAUGACCUUAGAGCUUGGGGGAACGGUCAACAUCACCUGUGAGAAAACUGGCUACAGUGCAACAAUUGAAUUCAAACUCAAGCCUUUUUUGGGUAACAAUGACAGUGUUAACCAAAUAUCAGGGAAAAUUAAGCUUGGCAAAGAAGUUCUGGCUAUUUUGGAGGGUCACUGGGACAGUGAAGUUACUAUUAGUGACAAGAAGACAGAUGUUUCAGAGACAUUCUGGAACCCGACAUCUGAUAUCAAGCAGCGUAGAUUACCUAGAUACACAGUGAAGUUUGAAGAGCAAGAUGACUUUGAGUCAGAGAAGCUUUGGCAACAAGUGACAAGAGCAAUAAAUAACAAAGACCAAACAGAAGCUACUCAAGAGAAAUACGUUCUGGAAGAAGCUCAGAGAAAGAGUGCCAAAGAGAGGAAACUUAAGGGCGAAGAGUGGACAUGCAAGCUGUUCGAUCAGGAUUCAGUCACAGGAGAAUGGCACUACAAAUAUGCUGAUACCAGACCAUGGGACCCUUUGAAUGAUAUGAUCCAAUUUGAAAAAGAUGGCACCAUCCAAACAAAAGUUCGACAUCGGACACCAAUGGUUAGUGUUCCAAAAAUCAAACGAAAGCCAGCCAGCCAGAAGAAAGGGGAGUGUGGCUUCUCAUCCCCGGAGCCUGAUAACCAAGAUUCCUCUGGGAGUGAAGCGCAACUUCUGAAGCAUAAUACAAGAAUAAGGAAAAAAGGGGCAGACCUUGGUGAACUGCAGAGUGCCAUUGAAUCUAUAAAGGAAACACAAGAAGACAUUAAGAGGGACAUUAUGGCUCUACGAAAUAGAGUUGCUUCUAAUUCACCACCCGUGGACUACCAUUUCUUGCAGUUUAAGCACUAUGUCUUAAUUUUACUCAUGGUUCUGCUACAGCUUAUCAUUAAUUUCUUGUUCAAAUAGGAAGUGUGAACAAGGGCCUUUCUGAACUGGAAUGAUCAAACUGUUACUGGGGACCAUAUUUUAAGUUGGACUUUAAACGAUGCAAUAUUAUCUAAAAGAGCCCUGUAGCAACAACUUACAGAACUUUGCCUCAGCAUCCGUGGUUCAGAAUCAUACUCCCAUCUACCCAGUUGAAGUAAGAAUUGUGUAAGUGCCAGUACACUCUUGCUCCUGGUGUGUGCCUCUGUCUCGCAGACAUACAACAUCCGCCUUGUGUUUUAUAUUACAUCAUAUGCUGUACUGAUGAAUCUCCACCGCAGAAUAUAGAUGAAGUUAGAAAUUCAGAGGUUGGACCCUGUAGGUAGGAUGUGAUUCCUGUUAUGGUAGAAUGAUAAACAAGCAUACUUUGUUACACGUAAACUUACCGGUUUUGUAACAAAGGAACUUUCAAAGUAGCCAACAAUUUUUGUAAAGGGCAUUGGGUGUUUGGGAGAAAACUUUUGCUUAAGGUCAAAGAAAUACAUUAUUGUACAAAGGUCAUGAGUGUUAGGAACUGGCAAGUAAAAAGCUGAAGUCUUUGGGAAUUUUGCAAUGUAAUGUCCCUGAUUUGUUUUUGGAAGUAUGACAGUUUUUAUCCACUAUAGUGUUGUUUUAUUUUUAUAGUUUUAAAACUUCAGAUUCUUCAUAAAAACAUUCCUGCAUCUACUGUACAGAGCACAUUUUUAACAGUACAGCACCCAGGAAGGUGCUGUCUUGGUCCACUCUCUCAUGAACUGCAAAUGUCAAUGAUUUACGGUAUGUUUGUAAGUCUUGAUAAAUCUACAGCUUUGAAUUUACAUUUGUGUAUGGCCACGUCACAGUAAGCAGACAGACUGCUGAUGCCAGGACACUCUCUUAUUUUUGAAACAAAAUGUGAAGAUGCAAAGGUGCUUAGUAUGUAGCUUGAGUUGAACCUCCCAAAAGACAGACGAUGUAGAACAGAAUUCAGGCACCGUCAUGAGUUCACUUGCAAAUGAAAACGUGUAUUUGCAAGGGGAAAGUCUUCAGAAAUUAUGGGAUGGCUAACAACAUGCGUGUCAAAACAAAUGAGAGUGAAACCCUAAGCUUUUGUUAAAUUCCUCCUUACUGCAGUGCGUACUACCUAACAGAACACAUGGAUGCACCUAUUCAUUAUGCCAUAGCCAUAGAAAUUAAUGAGAAGUUUGUUUCAAUUUAAAACCAGGGUUUCUAACACUUUAUUCAAAGAAAUAUAUGCAUGUAUCGAACUUGUAAAAUUCCAGCAAAAAAAUUUAGCACCAGUGUUUAUCUGGUGAAUUCCUUAUGCCAGUGAAGCGUACCGAGUCAAAAGGGGGCUGUAGGAUUGCAGACGCACUCUCAGGAACCCAGAUGAGACAACAGGAAGGUGAGCGGCACAACGCAAAGGGCAGCCAGGUUUGUUUUCCGAGGAUUCUUUCAGAAAUCAAAUCCAUCCUGGGCAGUGGAACAGUUCAGAGGUCGCAUUUGGCUUUUUGCCAUGGCCCAGUUAUCUAUCCCUCUGCUUUGAGCAGCCUCCCUGACUUUCCAGGUGACCUACCUUUCUGUUCUGCAUCGGUCUCACCCAGUGUUUAGUGAAAAUACUAUUUAUUUGUUGUUUAUCAGUCCAGCUCAUAUAUUCCUGACAUCUUCACACACCUCCCCUUCUCUUUUACCUUUCCCCUUCUUUGGGCCUCAGCUACGUAAAAGCUUAUUGCUUAAGCAGUCAACGUCAGCUUAUUUCUUACAGCUGUAUAUUAGCAUAGUUUGGUCUUGAAUCAUUUUAUGGAACAUGGUACCUUAACCAGACUGAUCUUGUAUAUGUGGGCAAGACCAAACUUGCUUGGACUUCUAUUACAUCUACAGCUGAUGAGGUAGAAUUUAUAAAUAUAGAAAGUCCCUCGCUGUUUAAAAAAUCCCUAAGUCUCUAAACAGAAACUGAUGUUGUUAGCCAUGUAUAAAAUGGCAUAAAGAAAGGAGAUUAUUAUGGCAUUAAUUUAAUGUUCUCAGCCUGGAAUUUGGCCAUUCAUUACCGCAUUCAGAUGUCAAAGCUUCACCUGUCUUAAGAUCCAUUACAAGCCUUUAAGCAUACUCUGCAUGUGGGAGUAAUACAGGAGGAAAUGAGUGAGAAUUUGGGCAAUAACUUCAAUCCCCUACAAUAAUACCCUGCUAAAUUUGAGGUGCUGAAACUCUUGGCUGAUAGUUACAAGCUUUUAUCUCGCUUGUAAAUAGAAAUGUCCUUCUGCCCUUUCAUGUUGCUUUUUUUUUUUUAAUCCCUUCUAUCCAAGAUCAGUUAAUAACACAGUCUGCAUGUAUUUUUAUACGGACUGCAUGGUAGUAAGUGUGGAUUUGACCCAGCCAGCUGGCUGGCAGUGCUGUGUUGGUCAAUGUCAGACUAAACAGAUACUCCGUAUCUGAAAUUCAUGCUCGGCUCAAGAGAAUUAGAAGACUUGAGCAGAGUGAGACAAAAUGCCUCUGCUUAUUUUCCUUUUCAACUUAUUUUUUAGACUUCAAUUCUGUUGUAAAAGUGGUUUAAGUGAUGAUCCAGGAAGGUGGAUAUAUGAUGAAACUUUUUGAAAGGGAAAAUUCCAGACUUCUGCUUGACUGUAUUAGAUAAAUUCUAAAAAAUACAUCAAAGCCCUAAUAAUUCCUGUUUUGCUGGGGUUUUUAUGAUGUUCUCUCAUGUGAAUAGAACAAAGAAAUUUCUUGCCUGAUUUUUACAGUACAGCUGGUCACAGGCGUGUAUGAAGCCUUUUCUUUAGCGCAUCACCAUUGUUCUAUUUAACCAUGAUAUGUAGCUGAUCUUGAAUGUUACAUGCUUCAGGCUGAGCUCUGCACACAGUUAUAAAAAUUGAUUGUACAGUUUGCAGAUGUUUGAGGGCUGUGACCUCCUACUGAUUUUUAAAGUUUAAAACAGCACUCCUUUUCACAUUUGAUUUACAAAUCUUGUUGUGUUCAAUUUUUUUUUUCUUGUACAGGAAAUAUUUUCAGAAUUUCUUGCCAUGUGGUUUUGUUGUUUUGGUUUUGUUUGUUUUCAAAUGCACUCUAAGCCUUUAAUUUGCCAUUUAGGUACAGAUUGCCUAGUUAGGUACAGACGACCUAAGGUAAGAAAAAGUAAAUAUGCCAUGUGAAAUGUAGCAAGUAUCAGUUUCAGCAGUAGAAGAUGAUGUUUCUUGCAUUUCACAUGUUGAUUCCUUUUAAAUAGUUGACAUUACUUAAUGAGGGUAUAGCCUGGUUGUUCCACCCCCCAAUUAAAUCUCAUAAAUUAUUUGAAAGUUUGUCCCAUAAAAUGUAUUGAUGGUGGUUUCUUCCUUUUUCUGUUUGUUGUUCACUGCCCUCCUGUGCCUUUGAGAUUAAUUUUUUUUUCUAGACUGGUGUUUGAAACAGACUUUGGAUUAAAUGUUUCGUAUAGUUUCUUAAAGGCUCUUACUUCACCACUUUUUGUGUAAAUAACAUAUGACAAAGAUCCUGUACAUCUGUCAGUUUUAAUUAUUGUUAUUUCAAGGGUAUCCUCAAAUCACAGAAAAUUUAGCAGAUAUUCAAGUAUUGUAAACAGUGCCUUCUUGAUGGGUUUCUUGCUGUUCUGAGACAUGUAAAACAGAUAUGUCAAGUUUGUGCCAUAUGGAACAUCUGACCUUUUGUGAGGGCUUUUGUGUUUGAAAACUAACUUUCCUGCUUAGUCAGACUCCGGGGGCAAAAAAUCAGCUCUUAAAACACAUUAAAUUAUUCCCUCUUCUGGCUGGUGAGCCACAAGCGGAGGAGUGCUGGUGUUUGCUACAACGAAGCUGCACUACUUCUCGUAAUACCACCAACACAUAGCCAUAACAAAACACCACCCUCAGAGACAGAUUAUUUCAGCUCCUUAACGUCAGAGCAAAGCAGGGUGAGGACAGAGGGCUGCAGGAGCUGUCCCUCUGUCAGUCUCCUGUGACAAACGCCCCUGUCCCGGCUUUUCGUUUGACCAAGUGGGAAAAGCAGUCUUCACAGCACCGAGCCCGUCUCCCUUGGUUUGUUUCUGCUCCGUCGCCGCCGUUCCCGCGCUGUACGUCACCCGGGCUCACCGUUUGUUUAAGGGAUUUGAACUGUUACCGGGCGGCGGAAGCUGGCCGCCCCGGGGCUGGCCCUGCCGCCGCACCCAAUAAAGACGUGUCGCACCUCC
Molecule: messenger RNA, 7314 nt
Organism: Grus americana (Whooping crane)
Lineage: Eukaryota; Metazoa; Chordata; Aves; Gruiformes; Gruidae
Gene: OSBPL8
Product: oxysterol binding protein like 8
Exons: 25
Coding region: 576-3164 (862 amino acids)
Cellular component (GO): membrane; intracellular membrane-bounded organelle; cytosol
Molecular function (GO): cholesterol binding
Source: RefSeq, a predicted model, not a curated record